AUGUCUACCUUACGCGCUAAAGCUGUAUUAAUUGGUGAUGAAGUCCAUGUUGCUGGCAAUAAAGAUCAAUGGGGUCGUGGCGGAGCAACAUCAGCUGAAGGAAAAGAUAGUACAUCAGCUGGUUCAUCAAAAAAACCAGUUUAUGGUGUUAUUGAAUUUGAACAACAAGGUGAUACCGUUGUAAUUACAGGUAAAAUCGAAGGACUUAGCGAAAAUACACAACAUGGUUUCCAUAUUCAUGAAUUUGGUGAUGUUAGCAAUGGAUGCACAUCAGCUGGUGCCCAUUUCAAUCCACAUAAAAAACAACAUGCUGGUCCUGAAGAUACUGACCGACAUGUUGGUGAUUUAGGAAAUAUUCAAACAGAUGCUAGUGGUGUUGCUACAGUAAAUAUCAAAGAUAAAAUGAUAUCUCUCAAUGGUGAACAUUCCAUUCUUGGUCGUUGUUUGGUUGUUCAUGAAAAACCCGAUGAUUUAGGUCGUGGUGGUGAUGAUGAGUCGAAAAAAACCGGUAAUGCUGGUAAACGUUUGGCUUGUGGUAUUGUUGGUACUGUUAAUCCAGAAAAAAAGUAA
Adineta steineri is the source of this 570-nucleotide messenger RNA. Lineage: Eukaryota; Metazoa; Rotifera; Eurotatoria; Adinetida; Adinetidae. The record is from the annotation of a GenBank genome assembly.